This is a messenger RNA of Gryllus bimaculatus (two-spotted cricket), 644 nucleotides long. The record is from the annotation of a GenBank genome assembly. Lineage: Eukaryota; Metazoa; Arthropoda; Insecta; Orthoptera; Gryllidae.
AUGUACAGGCACCGCGGCGGCGGCAGGCAGCCCUUACCGGCAGCUCUCGGGCCCGACUUCCGUUUGCGCCAGUCAGCUACCCGCCCGUACGACGAAGACGGGCUGUGUCGUCGUCGUCGGCUUCGUCAUGUUCUGCAUUUUACCACUAAAAGCCUUACGGAGGAGAAGUCGCGCCAGAUUAAGGUGGGAGAUACUGAAAAUAAUUGGUGUUCCUACAUCGCUUCACUGGAUCGCCUGGUUCAUAAAGACAAUGAGUUUGUUGCUCAUCACAAUGUUGUUGGUUGUGUUGAUUUUAAAGAUCCCAACAAGAAAUGGAGCCAUACUUAAAUACAGUUCUCCUUUUGUGGUAUACCUAUUCCUUGUGUUCUUCGCAGCUGCUCUCACGUUCUUCUCCUUCAUGUUAUCUACACUAUUUUCAAACGCUAACUUUGCAGCUACGUGCGCAGCAAUUCUCUAUUUCUUAUUAUUUGUAUUAUUCUACGUUAUUACAUUACAAGACUUUAAAUUAGCUAAUAUACUCCUAAUCUGCUUAACAUGCCCCGGAGCACUGGGAGUGGGUGUUUUCAUAAUCUUGAAGCAUGAGGAGAUGGCCCAUUUCUCAUUCGAGAUAUAGAGGACUCUACAAAUUUCAAAAAUAAAAAUGA